GUUGGUUUUGACGAUAACGACUUCAAAUUGCAUAGAUCAUGGCAUAGUCGGCUGUCUUCCUUCAAGUACUUGCCCACGAAUAGAUAUAGUAUCACAUAUGCAACCAUUGGUUUUGAUAUUCGCUCUCUCUCUUACAAAGUUCCUUAUGUGGUAUCUCAACCCAGACAAAAAUCCACUACCUUGGCGAACGUACUGUCAAGAUACUUUGUCAUUCCCGCACGAGUUGGCGGAUAGCCUCGCACCAGUAACGAUUUUGGUUGGUGUAAUGUCUAUAGAUCGAUCCGCGGAAAGGCGAAACGUUAUACGACAGACAUAUGCUAGGAAGGCAUCACCGAGGGAUGGCACCCACGUACAGGUUAUAUUCUUUAUAGCACGGUCGCGUCCAUCGCUUAGACACGCUAUACAUCUCGAGCAAGAAACAUUUGGAGAUCUGGUUGUUCUCGACAUGAAGGAGAAUAUGAAUUCUGGGAAGACGUUUGAAUUCUUUAAUUGGGCAUCAAAACAUGCGUGGAUACCUGACCCCGCUACACUCCCUAGUCACCUCAUUAGUUACCCAUCUGCAUACAACCAUCAAGAUACUAAUGCACAUGAAAGAGUUAUUCAACAACCUAAUGAGGAUGGUUUUGAUGUUAAAUUGGAUAAUCUACGUAAGGAGUACCAACGAGGAUACCAAAGAGAUCAUCAUGAUAUCAACAACGAUGAUCCCUCUCAACACAUAUCUAAUUACGUCCCUGGCACGGGAGUUAAAUACAAAAGACCAGAUUUUGUCGUGAAAGCAGAUGACGAUAGUUUUAUUAUAUUAGGUGAACUCGAAAGACAUUUGCGCAUAUUACCAAAAAAGUUGGUUUAUUGGGGAUACCUUAUCAAGAAUAGAUUCAUGGGUGGACAAGCCUACGCAUUGUCAUUUGAUUUAGUGGAGUGGAUUGCCUCGAAUAAUUUCACCAGGGGUCACCAAAUCGGCGCCGAAGACAAUUUGACAGCGAGAUGGAUGAAGCAUCAUCCUAAGGCAAAUGAAAUUAACUGGGUUAGUGAGAGGUGUUGGAUCUACAAUCAUCCAAGAACACAUACCGUCUACAGCCAUGGGUUUUUGUUCCCAAGUGAGGUCACAAGAGUUAAAGAGGAAGCUAUACCUGGAUCAGUGAGUAUUGAUGAACAAAUACGGCGAGGUCAAGGAAAUAGAAACCAUUCAGAAGCAUACUCGACUGUGUUUAAAUGGGGAAAAGAAUACGAGGAACCACGUAAACAUCUCAGUGUGGUAGAUCGCGUGGCUGCACUAGUUGAAGGUGCCGACGAGAGUUUAAACUCUGAGGAGAAAAAGCAUGGAGUGGUAGGCCUACCAAGACAAUCGCUAUCUGAACGAUACGAAGGUCGACCAUGGGGUGGCACAAUAAUUGUCCAUUUCAUCAAACGACAUGAAUGGUUUUAUGAAACAGCCUUGGCAUUCCUUACAGAUUGGUCACUUAUACCACAUUCAAAACCUAUUGCAUCAAAGAAUUACUGGACUAAGACUAACGCGUUACAUAAUAAAGAUGACGACUUCGAUCGACAAAGAGGAUACAGACUAAUCGAUAUCACAGAUGGAGCUGACGUCUACAGAUUCCGAACGUCUUUGGAACCUUUUCCAACUAAUUAAAAACUUGUAUAAGGAAUAGAAGAAAACAUACCCCUCGAACAAUUUUACAGUUAAAUCUAGUUGCUCUAUAUUGUAAUUCUAUAAUAGCAUUUUUGUUAGUUUUUUAAAUUAC
Molecule: messenger RNA, 1745 nt
Organism: Wallemia mellicola CBS 633.66
Lineage: Eukaryota; Fungi; Basidiomycota; Wallemiomycetes; Wallemiales; Wallemiaceae
Exons: 2
Coding region: 98-1633 (511 amino acids)
Cellular component (GO): membrane
Molecular function (GO): hexosyltransferase activity
Source: RefSeq, a predicted model, not a curated record